This is a messenger RNA of Symsagittifera roscoffensis, 8389 nucleotides long. Its product is annotated as histone acetyltransferase p300-like. Gene Ontology annotation, molecular function: histone acetyltransferase activity; protein binding; chromatin DNA binding. The transcript has 17 exons. Bases 240 to 7382 code for a protein of 2380 amino acids. Gene Ontology annotation, cellular component: histone acetyltransferase complex; transcription regulator complex. The record is from RefSeq and is a predicted model, not a curated record. Lineage: Eukaryota; Metazoa; Xenacoelomorpha; Acoela; Convolutidae. Gene Ontology annotation, biological process: positive regulation of transcription by RNA polymerase II.
AUGUGAGCCCAAUUAGAAGCUAAUUUGCAUUUGAAAGUUUGAAUUGGCGACAAAAAAUGAAACUGCUGUUACGCGUAUGCGUUGAUGACAAUAAAAGUAGCGGGCAUCUAUUAUAUAUGUUCGUCUGAAGGUACGAUCACGUCGCCGCAGUGGGGUUCGAAAUAGUUCGGAUUGGAUUGGUUUCAGUAGCGAACACAACUCAAUUGACCUCAAAGUAGUGAACCAGUGAACUUGAGGAGAUGUCGGCGUCACCCGCCGCACCCUCCAGUGUCGACAAUAUUGGGCCCCCAGCCGCUAAGAGGCCCAAGUCCCAGACCACGCCCCCCAGCUCCAUGCAUAGAUCACAAAGCUCACCUGCCGCCAAAUCGGGAGCUGCUUCAAGCAUGAUGCCCCCGGGUGGUAUGAUGGGGUCAGUAGGUGGCAUGGGUCGAGUACCCUCUUCAGUAGCAUCGUCAACAUCGUCCGUAGGAGGAAUGGUGCAACCGCAUUCGCAGUCUUCGCCUGCCUCCGGGGGGUUCCUACAAUGUGGCUCAAACACAUCUCUUAACGACUUGCCAGAAACAUCUUCAGAUCUGAUUGAUGAUUUGUGCAGCAACCUUCCGGCCGACGUGUUCUCCAACUCCCCUGCUGCCACUUCACAGCAACUGGGAAGCAGAGUGGGUGGGAAUGGAAUCGAGACCCAUCACCCCAACCUCACGGGACUCCUCACUAAUUCGAACCAUGGAGUAGAAUCUCAACAGGAGUUUUCUGGCUCCAUGGGUUUCAACGUGUCAGGGAACAAUCAAAUGUUCCAGCAGCAGAAUUUCCAAUCGCAAACCCAGCAGUUCUCGGCUAGCAGUGGGAACAACUCUAGCGUACGCUCUCAGAAUUUGCCACAGGGACCAAACUCUGCUGGAACAAGUAACAACAGCAACGGCACUAACCCAUUUGGUCAUCAAAUCAUAAUCAGCAGCCAGCAGACGACAUCUGGCGAUAGCAACUUCAUUACAAUCAACCCCGGCGGUGGUGUCAUGAGCAGGUCCAACUCACUCACUGGGGGCAUGCAGGCGGCAGAGUCUCACAAUAUGCUCGGAGGACAGCAGACCACCUCAACCACCUUCUAUCAACAGUCGCCACACUUCGCAAAAAUGGACCAAGGUGGGAUGACAGAAGUGAUCCAGUUUAAUAACGGAUCCGGAAACAACCCCGGAAACAGUGUAGGGGGAGGAGGGGGAAUGCAGAUCAACAUGAACCUCACCCAGAACAUUAACACCGGCACCACUAUCAUCAACAUGACACAGCCUGCCUCCGCGCCUACCUCCGCCGCAGGCCAACAGCAACAGCAGCAGCAUCAACCACACUCUAAAUUACAGCACCCUGCAGCAUCCCAGAUUGUUCAGCCUUCUCAACAGCAGCAGAUAAAUCAGCAAGCUCAAUACGUAUCGCAUCAGCAGAACUCACCCCGCCUACCCCAAUACGUCACAAACAACAGCAGCACAGCACAGAACAACCAGAGCACAGCUUCGCCGCAGAUUCCACAAGCCACACCCACUCCUAACGCCUCUAAUGGCCUAGGUACCGGCGGCGGCGGCGGGGGAUCUAACAACUCAGUGGAUACUGACAAGAGAAAACUCAUCCAGCAACAGUUGAUUCUGCUGCUGCAUGCCCACAAGUGUAAUAAACAGGAUCCCAAGUCCGCUGGACCCGAAAGCCUCAAGUGCAAACUGCCCCACUGUAGCACGAUGAAGGGAGUGUUGCAGCAUCUGUACGAGUGCCAAGAGGGAAAGGCAUGCCGAGUGGCACACUGCUCUUCGUCUAGACAGAUCAUUCAGCACUGGAAAAAUUGCAACCGACCAGAAUGUCCCGUCUGUUAUCCAUUGAAGUCCCAUGACGCUAAUGCAAGCAACACAUCCAAGAAAUCACCUGGAGGAGCCUUGAUGCAAUCAGUGGGUGGAUUACCAGGUGGAAAUGCUCCCGCCAACCCACAGGCAGGUCUCAUGUCGAUGACUAGUCCUUCAUUAUUGGGCGACAACGCAGGUCAAAUGCAGCCCCAGAAUCAACAGAGGCAGUUUGUCCUUCAAGGGCAACAGAGUCUGCAGACUAAUAAUAACAUGGCCUUGAGUACUGGUCCCAAUGGAGGAAUGCUCCCUCAAGCAGUGCCCCAGGGUCAAAUAAGGUCAAAUAACAACCCCCCAAACAUGUUUCAAAAUGGUCCACGUGUGGUCCCAGAUGGCAGUCAGGUGAGCAAUCAGCAAAUGAUGAACCAAAAUAUCAACCAAGGCUUCCCAGGACAGCAUAUGAACUCAAAUGCUGUAAAUAAUAUGAACCACCCAAACGAAAAGUUCCAAAUGCAACAGCAGAAAACUUUGUUUGCAAACAACGGACCACAGCCCAAAAUUAGGGCUCCGAUGAAUGUAAGCAAUGCUAUGCAGCCGCAGAGAUCCAUGAUCAACCAAGGACAAGGGAUGAUGAGCAAUCAACAAAUACCAAAUGGAUCCAAUGCGCAAGCGUUCCUCAAUGUAGAAAACUUAGGAAAUAAUGGCGGCAGCGACAACAUGUCUGGAGGUAACUUUGGCAACCAAGUCAUGGGGGGAAAUAACAUUGGUAGCAAUGCGAUACCAGGAAAUGCGGGAUCGGGAUGUGGCGCAGGCGGAGGGAAUGUUGCGGCAAAUAUGGCUAAUGCUGCCACAAACAACGAACAUAACCAGUACCUCAUGGCUGUUCUCAGAAAAGAGGGUGUAGAAAAGCCUUGUGGUCACAAAGAGUGGCACGAGCAAGUGAAAGAAAAUGUGAGAUGCCUGCUGGUUUAUAAACUAGUCGAAACAAUAUUUCCCAACCCUGACCUAGUUAUGAUGGAUAAGAGACUGGAGAACCUGAUCAACUAUGCGAAGCGUGUAGAAGUGGAGAUGUAUGACACGGCGGAGAAUAAGGAGGACUACUUUUUGAGACUGGCUCAGAAGAUAUACAGGAUACAAAAGGAGAUCGAAGAUAAGAGACAGCAGAAAAGACAAAUGACGACAACGGCAAAUCCCAACAGCAACAACCCACAAAAUCAACCACAAAUGAAUCAAAUGAGUGCCAACCAGCAGCAGAACCAGACAAGCACUCAGAACUGGAUACCCAUGGAUCAGACUAAUCAGUCAAACCCUAACCCUCCUACGGUGGUGCGGGAUGUCAAAAUGGAACCCGUCAAAUCUGAACCAGAUGCGACCGGGCCGUUCAAGAAUUCCCUAAAUGAAAUGCUAGAAGAUAAUAAGAGUAAGAUCAACAACUUGUUGCCUUCCUUCCCAGUAAGGGGAGCCAGCCAAGGACAAACACAGAGUUCAGAACAUCCGGUCGUUCAUAAUCAAAAUGUCAGUAGCAUUAAGCCAGACCCUGAGGAUAAGCCAUGGACCAAUGCUAACUGCAGUGGAGGCGCAUCGACGGAAACAGCAGUGAAAGAAGAGCCAGGGACAGUAAAGGUCAAAACAGAGUCAAUCAAAGAAGAGCCCAAGGACGAGGAGAGUACGAAAGUUCAACGCAAUAUUAAGACUUUCACCAAGGAGGAACUGAGAAAUGCCCUGUGGCCGGCGUUCCAGAAGAUGUUCGUGGCUGAAGAUGCGUGGGCAUUCAAACAACCAGUCGAUCCAGUUCUCCUCAAUAUCCCUGAUUACUUCUCCAUCAUUAAGAAGCCAAUGGAUCUGUCGACCAUUAGGAGGAAUCUGGAAGAUGGAGUCUACAGUAACCCAUGGGAGUUCAUAGACCAUGUGCAGCUCAUGUUUAACAAUGCAUGGCUGUACAACAAGAAAAGCACACGAGUGUACAAGUCAUGCACUAAGCUGAGUGAGAUCUUCGAUCAAAGCAUCGAUCCGAUCAUGGAGGAGUUGGGUUACUGCUGUGGACACACUUACGUGUUCCUUCCUCAGAUGCUCUACUGCUACAGCAAGAACAGCUGUCCCAUCCCCAAAGACCAGAAGUACUACCAGUGGAUCAACAGGUCUCCGAGGCCCGGUCUGAUCAGUGAAAAGUACAUAUACUGUGCAAAGUGUUUCCAGGAAGGAGAUCCUAACAAAAUGACAGUGACAGACGAACCACUCGUCCCAAAAGCAUUCUCAAUAAUGAUUGAGAAGAAUAGUUUUGAUGAGCUGGUCAAUAACAAGGUGGAACCGGAACCCUUCGUAGAAUGCACAGAAUGCGGCCGCAAGUGGCACCAGAUCUGUGCUCUCUAUCAUGAGAACAUCUGGAGUACAUUCACGUGUGAGCCCUGUCUGAAGAACAGGAGCACAAAGAGAAAAGACAACCGUUUUAUUGCCCAAAAACUCCCGAGUAACAAACUUUCGAAUUUCCUGGAAACAAGAGUAAACAAGUUCACUAAAGCGCGUGAGCCAAACUGUGGUCAUAUCACAAUUAGAGUGCUAUCCAGUUCUGAAAAAACUCUAGAUGCCAAAAUGGGCGUCAGGUCAAAGCACGCAGACUUCCCGGCGAGCUUUCCGUACAAGUCGAAAGCGAUCUUUGCGUUUGAGACUAUUGAUGGAACUGAUAUUUGCUUUUACGGAAUGCACGUGCAGGAGUACGGGACGGACGCCAUGCCUCCUAACAGAAGACACAUGUAUCUGUCGUAUCUGGACAGCGUGCACUACUUCCAGCCGAAGAAUCUGCGAACAGCUGUUUACCACGAGAUCCUAAUCAACUACCUAGACUACUGCAAGCAAAUGGGAUACUCCCACGCUCACAUCUGGGCAUGUCCACCUGGCGAGGGCGAUGAUUACAUCUUCCACUGCCACCCGCCAGACCAGAAAAUCCCGAAACCAAAGAGACUUCAAGACUGGUACAAGAAGAUGAUGGACAAGGCCAUUCAAGACAGAGUCAUCGCUGAUUAUAAGGAUAUCAUGCGUUCUGUGGAGGACAACGGAGGUGCGGCAAACUUCUCUACUGUCCAUCUGCCCUAUUUCGAAGGGGACUUCUGGCCCAACACGAUAGAAGACCUGGUGUCGCAGAUGGACGAGGAGGAGAAAAGCAGGAAGAAGGAACUGCAACAGCAGCAGCAGUUGAACAGUGAUGAGUUCAGUGACGGAGGGUACAUGGACGACUCAGCAGACUACGGCUUUGGAGGCUCAAAUUCGGUCAGCGGCGACAAAAAGUCAAUGAAAGUGAAUAAAAAGAGCAAGAGUAAGAAAAGCAACCACAAGUCCAAAAAAGGAAGUCCAGCAGCCGACCUCUCAGACAGAGUGCUUUCAACCAUGGAGAAACACAGGGAGAACUUCUUCACUAUUACUAUCAACCCAAACCCAACUCAACAGACCACCGAAGACCCAGAUCCCCUGGUGCAAUGUGAACUGAUGGACGGACGGGACUCAUUCUUGCAGAUGGCCAGAGACAAGUUCUGGGAGUUUUCUUCUCUGAGGAGAACCAAGUACUCAUCCAUGUGCUUCUUGUACGAACUGCACGUACAAUUGAACGAGAGGUUGCAGUACAAUUGUAAUUACUGCAAGCAGAUUGUUGAGAUUAGAUUUCACUGCAACACCUGCGAAGACUUCGACCUCUGUGUCAACUGCAACGGAAAGGUCACCCAUGAGCACAAGUUGGUGCGAAGAACUCCGGAGAAUGACCCCGAAGCACAGAACAGCAAAGCAUCCGCUGAGCUAAACAAAAAGCAGGCAUUUAUGGAGACACUGAAAAACCUGCCGCAUGCUGUCACUUGUAGGGAUGCGAACUGCCGAGUGAGAAACUGUGUGCGCAUGCGAAUGAUAGUGCAACAUGCAAAGAACUGCGAGCAUAAAGAUCAAAGAAACACCUGUAGUAAUUGCAAGCAGUUCUUCCAGAUUUGCUGCUACCAUGCGAAGCAUUGCAACGCGCCUAAAUGUGUGGUGCCCUACUGCCACAAUAUCCGAAUGAAGUUGAGGCGACAGAGCGAUGUAUUGUGGCAGAGACGAAGAGCUGCAAUGGUAGGCAGUGGUAAUCCAGGGUCAAUUGCAGCUGCUCCCGCGACACCCCAGUCUAGCACGCAAAGUAAUGCGAAUAACCAACAACAUGCCCAUUUUCCGAGUGAUCAGAAAAUGCAUAGUGCGAAUCAGAUACAAAACACAGGCCAGAAGCUGAAACCUGGCCUAUCUAAUAUUCAGAACGCCCCGCAAGUGAACAACACGCAAACACAAGCACACGGACACCAAAAUAUUCAGCAGCCUCAACAGCAAGUUAUGAAUACUAACCAAAACCAACCCAAUCAGAUUCAACAGCAGACUAACAGUAGUGCAUAUCAGCAAAUGUCUCAAAACAUGCAAAACAAUGUUGUGAGUCAGAAUAACCAACAACUACAGCAGCAAACGCAACAACAUACUAUGAUGAAUAAUAAUCAAGUGUCGAACAACAUGGGGAACGCUGGUCAGAAUCCUCAGAAUAUCAGCCAGAUGGGCGGAAAUAUGUACCACUCUAACCAACAGCAGCAGCAGCAGCAUGUACUCGUGUCCCAACAACAACAACAGGCUGUAAACUCAGACAUGAAUCAAAUGCACAAACAAAUUGCCGUGAGCAGUACUGCCUAUGGAAACAUGCACAGGACGCCCAAUAUGGUCCCUUCUGGAAUGCAAAUGCAACCGCAGCAAAUGAUGAGACACCCCCCGAACCAGAAUCAGUUCCAGGCCAGACCGCAAGGACAGCCACAGACAUAUGUCACCACACAGCAGGUGCAGAACCCGAACCAGAUAAUGUCGGCUGGGCCCAACGGGGGACAGAAUCGACAGUGGCAGCAGCAGCAACAGAACCCACCGGGAGCCAUGUAUUUGGUGCAGCGAGGAGGAGCCACACCAGGAAUGCAGCAGAUGCAAGGGAAACCCCCAUUUGUUAUGACCCAAAUUCCUCGUGCUGUGACUCCACAAAUGCAGCAACAACAACCAAUGAUGCAAUCCAACGUCCAGUCAGGAAUGAUGCAAGCGCCCCAAGGGCCGAUGCGAUCCACACCUCAGAUGAUGACACUUAUAAAACCAGGCGGUGCCGCACCCGCUGUUAUGGGGCCAAAUGGCGGUCCCAGCCAAAUGAUGAACACUAACAGAAACACGAACUGGCAAGGCCAACCUACAGCUGUAAGACCAACUAUACAACAGUUCCCGCUGCAACCAGGUAAUGCGACGUAUGGCCCACCGUCCGUACAACAAAGGAGGUUCGACACUGGCGCGCCUAUGAUGCAGCAACAGGUUAAUCAGAAUCAAAUGAUGAUGCAACAGAUACGACCAAUGACGGCGGGAACCACCUCAGGAACUAAUGCGGUGUCCGGUGGGCGACCCAACCUGAUGACGCAGGGCAAUGGACCCCAUGCUCAGCAGCAAAUGAACCCAAUGCAGACCAAUGACCCAAAGAAUAUGCAGCAGCAAUCUCAGCAGCAAAUGCAAAGUGGAGAUGACCUGUCUCGAUAUUCAGACGGCCUCUGAUGUCGCCCAUAGAGGAGAGCAAUGAACAAAUCCUUCUUCCAACACUACCAUGUUUCUAUCUACAUAAUCCAUAGUUUGUAAAUUUUAUCCCAACUGGCCCCAAGAGGGGAAGAGAAGAGAAGAGAAGAGACAGGCUGACGCAGCCUUUCAGACCAAGAACGAAAGGAGUGGUUUUAUCUUCCGAUGGAGGAACAUAUGCAUCCCAAAAUGCAAAAUGUUGUACAGAAACUAUUGAAAACUAUUGAAACCGCCGUGACAUUACUUGUAAUUUUUAACGUGUCUCCCUAUAAAAUUAUUCGUUUAGCAAAUGUAAUUUUAGCCUUUACUUUUUCUUUAUUUUUUGCUAUAAUGAAAUUGUAUUGCUCAUAGUGUAGUUAAUCCAUGUUUUGCCUCUGCUCUGUUUUGUGUCCUGAUUUCAACUACUGGCACAAGUCGCUUGUCGUCAACUCUUCACCCCUAAUCUGUUCUCGAGCUGAUGAUUAGAGGACGAUGACGAUAACAACCACUUUUGCCUAACUAAAGUCAACCAAGCAAUCUGUGCGUGCUUCUCAAUUUCUAACCAGCUUAUCUGUUCUGAAAAAUUUAUAUUUUGCGUUACACCACAACACUUGCGCCAUUUGAUUUGAAUUGAAUCAGAAACAAUUUAAUAUCUAUUUUCCAUAUAGCAUCCUUUAUUGUCGACAUUUUUUACAGAACAUCCUUUAUUCUCUCCUUUUCUCAGUGGCAGUCAUAUACAGAAGAGUGUGCUUCGUCAAUCCACUGUCGAAUCAAAUCUAUUCUGUGCUCCAGUUCGUUAAAAAUGAGUGAAAAGCAAGUAGUGGGGAAGAAGUAUAUUUGGAGUUGUGACACACACCGCCAUCAAUGGGGCCUCAUCAUUUUCUGAUAAUUUGGAAUGUGAAUACUGCUUAGCUCUCAUAUUAAUGUGACAAGUUGUAUUAUGAUUAUUAUUAGUAUGACUGUUUAAAUCUUCUAUUUGAAAACAUUUUUCAUCACUUUGACUCGUUUUC